Blepharisma stoltei is the source of this 1709-nucleotide messenger RNA. Lineage: Eukaryota; Ciliophora; Heterotrichea; Heterotrichida; Blepharismidae. The record is from the annotation of a GenBank genome assembly.
AUGAACAAAGAAUUAGACUCUGUGCUCCAAGAAGCUGUAAUUCAUUCAAUUGAUUAUUCUCCCUUAUAAAUAAAAUAUGGCGUCUUCGUCUGGGCAUGGCCUCCGGCCAUGCAUACUCGACUUAUAUUUUAUUUAUAUCCGGCAAGGUUUUACCAAUCCAGAAAUGGACGGCAAUGCUAGGUAAGCAAUUCUGGUAAUGUACAGAGCCUAGCCCUUAGUCUAAUUUCAAGAUUGGGUUUUACCUCAAGGGAAAGGAGAGUUUGGAUUUGGAAAGGGCAAGCCCAGCAAAGUCUGCAGGUAAUCCCCAGACCAAUCGGGCAACUGCCUAGCGUGAAACCGGGCGUUACGUCCCGGAAUUCAGAUUUUCCUUUUUGCCGAAAGGUCGAACAGAAAUUCCAUUUUUUGGGAUUUUUGUAUGGCCAACCUUGUUACACAUGCAGCAGCCGCAGAAGUCCAUAGUCCGCCCACUCAACACUGGACCGAAAGGGAGGAGGAGACGUCCAAGCAGAGUCUCACUUCAGAAGUGCCAUGGCAUCAGGCGCUGAAGAAGAAGAAAGGUAGUGUCAGAGCUGAACACUUGCCCAGCGAAUCAUUGCCCCAAUUCGAGCAAGGCGAAGCUGAAGACGGCGCAAAGCGGAUGAACUGCCCGUACGGGAGAGUCCUUGGUGACUGCGUAACCAAUAUGGCAGACGCCUACCUAUAAGUUUAAGUUUAAGAUUAUUCUCCCUUAAGGCGAAGCAAUCAAAAAUGAGAAGCAGGGCCUUUAACAAUUAACGCAGUUUUGGAGAAAUUAAGAAUUCCACGCAGAUGCGACAUCCAAAUUAUCAGAGACUCUCAAGCCCGCUCAGCUUUACAAAUUCAUAGAAACAGAGGAGAAGUAGUAUUUAUCCUGCUUCCAGAAUUUCUUAAUCGCACAAAUAUUAUAAUGUAUUGGUAAUAUUUUAUUUUGCUUAUUUAUGGCAAAUUGAUUUUAAAAUGUCAAAAAAAUUUUGGCAUGUCAUUAUAUAUAAAACUGAGUCUAUGGUAUGUUAAAAUUUUUUUUGACAUUUUAAAAUCAAUUUACCAUAAAUAAGCAAAAUGAAAUUUAUGCAAGGGAUUAUAAGAGAAACCAUGAAGUUUUUUCAAGCCUCUAUGGUCUUUGAACAGCAAUCAAUCCCAAUCAUGUAAAACUAUAGAGGUUUCCUCUAUAUAUAGCGCUAAAAGCGCAGACAUUUUCCCAGGAGCUUUCCAAGUUCGUCAGACCAAAUCGCUUUUUGGUCCGACCAAGGCAUUGAUUUGGUGCAAACCUACCGAUAAAUUCCGAUCAGAAUUUAUCGGCCUUACAGCGCCAAACAUAGGAAACUUCUAUAGUCCCUAAAAGUUUAUACAAAAAAUUAAAUGAAGAAAUUUCCAGAAUUUUUUAUUCCAAUGUAAACCCUUAUCAUAUAGCCCAAGACAUUGAAAUUGACUUUGGAAAUUCCAAAGGAAUUGUCUUCAGUCAAUUCUAUGACUCAAUGUUUGAAUUAAUUGACAAUAAAAUUACUAGCAAAGAUCUGCAGGACUAUAUUGACCUUAUCUAUAGAGUUCAACAAAUAGCUUAUAACUCUCCAUGGGUAAAAAAUGAAAGGCCUGAUUUCAAUGUAAUCAGGGAUAAUCGGCCUUCCUACCACUCCUGGAUGCUGCCUUUUUUCACCCAUAAGCGGACUAACAGUCUUUUCAGUGUCUCAUAA